Messenger RNA from Patiria miniata (bat star), 1750 nucleotides. RefSeq lists its product as uncharacterized. The record is from RefSeq and is a predicted model, not a curated record. NCBI's taxonomy places the organism in Eukaryota, Metazoa, Echinodermata, Asteroidea, Valvatida, Asterinidae. The transcript is spliced from 2 exons. Bases 134 to 1729 code for a protein of 531 amino acids.
CUAUGGUAAGUUUCUCGUUCGGGAUGCUUAUCCAGACCUCUUUUCAAGACUGGAGGCUAAAAAGAACCUUUGAGUUAAUACUAAAAAGAAUUAAACAUGAAAGAAAGCUCGAAUCUUCCCGGCAUCAUCAGGAAUGGGAUGUGCAGCGAGUUCGUCAUCCACACUGACUGUAAGUAGCUGCCAAGAAGACGCAUCAAACUACGAUAGUGCUUCGUCGGUCAUUGUAACGAAAGACGUCUCGAAUCGGAAAACCCUCUCCAACCUCCUUUCAUCAGAAACGUCAGAUUCGUGGACAGUGGACAUCAGACAACCGGCCGGUGACAAGCCCAGACACGCAGAUCAUGAUGCCGCAAUCAAACUGGUCUCGUUGACAUCUCUGGAGCGAUAUCCAGAACGAGUCUUGCCUCAACAACCGACUCGGAGGUACCGAGGGCAAAACGCCACAGGCGUGACAAAGCAAAAGACACAAAGUGAAGAGAGAGCACCAGUCCUGUUUACCAGUAUCACCAACCCAAACGUCCUCGCAUACCAGUCGUUCCCGGCCGUCUGCCAUAAAGACUACCAAACUGCAUCAAGGAAAAACCAAAUUAAAAGAGGACCACCCACAACUAACUGUGAAUCUUCAAGCUUACCUUCAAUUCACAGGCGAUUCCGAUGCUCUAUUAAGUUUCUGCCGCCGCUUCGAUUCAGGAAAGUUCGCUCUGAUGAGCCAGUCUACCGUGCGUUUCGUCGGCUCGAGCUGCCGAUUUCUAGUCAUUAUCCUGGCUACACUUGCAAACAGACUUCAAGCGAUGUGAUGGAUGGCGAAAGUGGACCUAGAUGGGACGUUUGUGGCUACUCCAGCACUGAUGUGAGUGAUCUUCAAGAAAUGUCUGAUUUUGAGGUGGAGUCAAAAGGCAAGUUCUCGCCGCCUGAAUUUCAAAUGAGCGAGGCCUCAUCCAGAUCAGAUUCCAUCGCCCCAACUCGGAUCAUACCCAGAGAGUUUGCUCGUGUGCUUUCCUCAGAUUCCAGUUUUGGUGACAAAUGUAAUGAUGAGAAUGCAAACGAGGACUCCAAAUAUUUCUCCGAGGACGUAGAAGCUGAUCAAGCUAGCACGCACCCAGAGGACACGUUCAGCUCUCCUUGCGAGGACCUCUCCACCCCUUCUAUCCUGUCCCUCCUCAACCACGUUGACGGUUCCAACUCCUCCGAGGACAUGUCAGGCCUCAGCUCUGCCUAUCCGAUGUCCUCGGACUCGGAAUCCUCCAGGGACACUGACUUAUCUGACGAGGGAUUCUCUGACGCAUCUUGCACCCUUGGUGCUGUGGACUUAUCAAAUCUCCACAUCAUGCCACAGUUUUUAGACUCCAAAUUAUCCUCUAGUAAGUUGAAGCAUCCAGCCGACACACCAAUUCUCUACAAUGGAGGCAUCUCCGCAUCUGACUUGGUAUCUAAACGUGACCGUGGUCUAGGAGAUAACCUGAAGAGCUCAACAUCGCGCCCUCUGUUAGCAACCUCACCACUGACUGCCGCUAAAGGGAGAACCAUCGGUCAAUCGGCCAGCUUCCAGGCUACCAACAGAUGCUCGACAAAACGAAGCCAUCAUACUAUCAGCUCCAUGGUCUCAGGCGAUCAUAUUCAACUCUGCGACCCGAUACCUCUAGCAUGUGGCUACGCCAAUAUCCAUCUUCACGUCAAUUUCUUCAACGAUUUUGGCGACAAUUUUGAUGACGAACUAGACUUUCUGUAACAUGGAGCUCAAUCCAGAAAA